GAUUCUUUCUGAAUCAACGUCAAACGCUUCGCGGAUCUUGCCGAAAGCUACUCAAUAGUUUAACAAUUUUUGUUUCUUUAAAAUAUAUCAGACAAGAUGCAAGCGUGCAGCGUGUUUCUCCUGUGUUUGGGCGGAUUUGUCCUUUUACAGCUCGCCAGUGGUGAAGGAAAGCUGAAGAUAGGUGUCAAAAAGCGUGUGGAAAAUUGCUCCGUGCGCACAAAGAAGGGCGAUCUGGUGCACAUGCACUACACGGGAACACUGGAGGAUGGAACCGAGUUCGACAGCAGCGUUUCGCGGGGUGAUCCGCUUACAUUCACGCUUGGCAUGGGCCAGGUGAUCAAAGGUUGGGAUCAAGGACUGCUGAACAUGUGUGAGGGCGAAAAGCGGAAGCUUGUUAUACCGCCGGAACUGGGCUACGGAGAGCGGGGAGCCGGCGAAAAGAUUCCACCAAACUCGGUGCUGAUCUUCGAGGUGGAGCUCGUGAAAAUCGAACGCAAAACCGAACUGUGAAUGUGGCCAGCGUUUUAACCACUGAUGCGACUCCAACGGGGAAGCCAACAAUAAACAUUUCGAUUUCUUUCCCUUCCACAAUACACGUAUUCCAGUCAUCGUUUGUUGGGUUGGAAAGCAUUUUACUCGAUUUUAAAAGGAUUCGCAAAGAUGGCAGUAAAUAUACAGCAGCAGAGGGAUGUU
Molecule: messenger RNA, 693 nt
Organism: Anopheles bellator
Lineage: Eukaryota; Metazoa; Arthropoda; Insecta; Diptera; Culicidae
Product: peptidyl-prolyl cis-trans isomerase FKBP2
Exons: 2
Coding region: 97-510 (137 amino acids)
Biological process (GO): protein peptidyl-prolyl isomerization
Molecular function (GO): peptidyl-prolyl cis-trans isomerase activity
Source: RefSeq, a predicted model, not a curated record